Molecule: messenger RNA, 4423 nt
Organism: Paramecium sonneborni
Lineage: Eukaryota; Ciliophora; Oligohymenophorea; Peniculida; Parameciidae
Source: the annotation of a GenBank genome assembly
AUGGACACUAUUAAAUAAAAAUGGAAAAACUAUACCUUAUAAAAAAGACUGAAAGAUCUAUGGGAGGAUUAUAAGAAAGUUUCAAAUUUAUCUGAUGAUCCAUAAACACUCAAAAAGUAAUUUAUUAUUUGUUAAAAGAUUCUAACAAUUUCUUGAGCAAGCUAACAUAACAAUAAAGAAUUUUUUUAAAAGUAAUGAUCAACAUUUAGAACUGAUCUUAGGUGAUGCUAAUUAAGUGUUGGUUGUAAUACUAGAUUAUUUGAAUAAAUUUCCAGAAAUCUAAAAAAGGUUAUAUUUUUUAACCUAAUCUUUAGAAACGCAGACUAAGGGCAAUUGGUCCAAGAUAUAAUGGAAUAAUGUAUUUAAUUAGCAGAAUAAAUUUUAAGAGAACCAAAGUAUAGAAAAAGUGUGGAAAACUCACAUAAUGUCUUAUCUGAUUUCUUAAAUUUAAUUGAGAAAGCAUAGAAGACAGAAUCAAAAGUUCUUAUCAUUAAAUUGAUUGUAUAUGUUUUUUUCUAAUAAAGGUUUUAUUUUCAGAGAAUCUCAAUUAAAGAAUUGAAUUUUUUGAAUAAUAAGGAUUCCACAAGUUACUCUCAAUAUUAAUGAAUAAGGAUCCAUAACUUAAUCGUGUUAUAUCUAAAGCCCUAUUACAUUUUUUACUUAUAGAAGACAUAAAUCAAGUUGUAAUUUGCAAUGUAGAAGACAGUCAAGAAUAAACAAUUAAAUAAAAGUUUAGUAAAAUAGCAGGUUCAUUACGAUCAUUUGCAUUUCAAGGUUAUUAUCAAAAUUCUAUAUUAUUGUAGAACUCUCAAAAGUGUUUCUGCCACCUUAAAUUAAUAAAUAAUUAUGCAUAAAGUAAUUUUGUGUGGAAAAGAAGGAAAUCUUAACUUUAUCAUAAGCUAUUGAAUAAUAAAUUAGUUUAUAAUCUAUAUUUGAAGUUGAUCUAAGUUUUUAUAUGAACUCUUAAUCAAUUACUAGAUCUACUUCAGAUUAGGAUUAAAACAAGAAUGAAAUUUAUGAAAAAAUUAUUAGCAUAAAUAAUACUCCUCCAGAUAAACUUGUUUUAUCAUAACCAUAAUCAGAAAGAUCUUAAUCUGAAGAUAUACUUAAGGAAUUUUAAGUACUUUAAGGAGGGUUUAAAGCCAUCUUAGAAACACUUGAAAAAGCUACUUCUGAAGUUUAAGUUGAUUUGUUAUAAACGAUUUAAUAAAUCCUUUAAAAUAAUGCAAGAAAUAAAAUUGAAUUUAAAAGAGUUAAUGGUUAUUAAUUACUUAGUGAUUUUAUUAGUAAUAAGGAUUAAUAAGAUGAAGAAUUUUAACAACAAUUUUAUAAUUUCUUAAAAUAAAUAUCAACAACUGAAAAUGAAAUAGAUGAUUUAGAUGCAUUUACUUUAAUGCUUGAAUUAUUACCUAUUUAAUAGGAUACAAUCCUUAAUAUUAUUGUUGAAGUCUUAAAUUAAAAUUGGAAAAAUGUGAUUAUUGCAAAAAGAUUAAAAUUGUAUUAUUAUUUGGCAAUAAUUUAAAUGAGACAAUAUUUAUCAUCAGAAUAAAUUUCUGAAAAAUUCUGUAACAUUGAUAAUGAGUAUAUGUUUACAAAUUUUAAAAAUAUUUUAGUCAAAGUCAAAUUUUAACAGACUGAUGAAAUAUGCUUAUAAUUAUUUUAACUUUAUGAAUAAUUAAAUUAAUUAGAAGGAUUUUAUAGCCUUGAAUUUGAAGCUAUCUAAAGUUAAUUAGCCAUAUUAUUUAUUGAUGAUAUUGAAAAAUUUAAAUAAAUAGUUGGUUUUGCUUUCAAAAUGAUAGAAAUGAAAAUGAAUAAAAAAUGCAGAUAUAUGAAUUCAUUUGAUCAUUAAAGUGAAUUGGCAUUUCGUAAUUUUAGUAUCAUUUUUGAUUAAAUAUAUCAUACAUUCUUGUAAGCUAAACAAAAUAAUAUGUAAGAUGCAAAAGAUUAAUCUAAUUAUGUUUUUUUUAUAUAAAUUGUGGAAAUUAUCAAUUCAUUUUUAGUAUGUGAUCAUAAUAUAUAAAAACAGGAAGUUGAUAUAUUUAAAAAUAUGGUUAGUUAAAAUAGAUGUGAAUAAUUUAUGAAUUUAAUUAAACCAUAUCUUAAAUUAAUUUAAAGUAAGUAGAUUCUAGAACUAUUUGAUUUUGAAUAUAAUGAAAAAAGUAAUUUAGCUAUUGCUCAUUUAUAAUUUCGUUUGAAUUAAGUGUUAUUUAAUUCUCUUGCAGGAAUUAUGAGACAUAAUGAUUUAAAAAUAGAACCUUAAAUGAUUUUAUACUUAAUCUAUUCCUAAUAUGAAAUGUGGAAUAAUUUAGAAUAAUAACCUCAAAAUCCAAUAACCCCUUUAUUAGAAUUUCUAAUAGAUAUUUCUAAAUUAAAUUCUUAAUAUUUAUAAUGUAUAUCCCACUUCUUUUUCAAAAUUAAAUUACGAGAUGAAAAUACACUUGUUAUUGAAAACCUUAUAUAGUUUUUAAAGUAAUAUGAAUUUAAAAAUUAAGAUUUAGUAGUAAAUAUGCUUAUUUCAAUCUGCAAGAAUUUACCAUCAUAUUAUGAUAUGGUUAAUUUAUAUCCUGUAUUAAUAUAAUAUAUAGAAAUGUACUUAAACAAAGUAGAUUUAGAAUAGCUGUUUGACUUUAUAUUUUCAGGGGAAAUAAUUAAGAAAUUAAAUGAAUAAAACUAUGGAGCUACUAUGAGCGAUAUUUUAAGCUUAUUGUCAAUUCAUAGUAUGUUUUAAGAUAAAGUAUUUGAUAAAAUGAUAAAUGGAGAAUAUUUAACAAAUUCUUUUGCUACAUUAUAAUAUGAAACAACUAAAGAAUAAAGUAUUAAAUUAUCUAAUAUUUUGUAUUUAUUGAAUGCUAAAAGCAAUAAGAUAAAAGUAUUUAUUCUUAAAAUAAUUAGAAUCCAAUUUAUAGCAAUAAAUAGAAAUUAUUUUAAUUGAUACAAAAACUUAUUAAUGGUGAUGAGUUUUCAAAUUAAUUAUGUAAUACAGUUUACAAACUUGUGUUUUGGAAUUUUGAUAGUUAUCAUUUACUUUAUACAGAAAAUAGCAGUAAUGUUUCUUCAGUUAUGGGAAGAAGUGAAUUUGCUGAAAUAAUUUAAAAAACAUAGAAGUUGUAUUUAGAAAAUUAACAACCUAUUUAACAUAUAACAAAUUUAGAAUCUUUAGAACUCUUCUUUAUGAUGUUAGUUAAAAAUAAAUCUCAAAAUUACAUAUAUGAAAUUUUGAAAAUAUUUGAAUCAAUUUUAGAUAAUUAAAAUUUGGCAACUUUGCUAGAUUCAAAUAUAAUAUAAAGUUUAUGUUUAUUGUUGGAAAAUUCUGAUAAAAAAAUAGAAUAGCAAACUUAUAAAAUAAUUAGAACAAUAAUUUAAUAUGAUUUAAGUAAAUCAAACAAAUUGAAGAUAAUUGAUAUUUUAAAGAGGCAUGAUGAUGCAUCUCAUAUAUUAAUAGAUUAUUUAAAAGAUUUGUUUUAGAAUCCUGUAAUAAAGAAUGAUCAUGUAAUCUUUUUAAAAAACUUUGACUUUUUAGUAAAAAAUUUUGAAGAGUUAGUUGGUUUUAAUGAGGAAAUAGAUAUUUUAUUAUUUUAAAUAAUUAAUUUGAUGGCAUCUAAAAAUUCACCAGAAAUACGAUCAGUAUUAAAGUAGUUGAAUUUAUUUGAAUUUAGAGAUAAUUUGGCAUUACAAAUAAUUAAAUAUAAAAUGGAACCAUAAUAAUUGAUGGAUAUUUUAUCAGGAAUACCAUUUGCUUAAUUAUGUAAUAGUAGAAAUUUUAAAGAAUCACAUUGCAUGGCUUAUUUAUUGUAAAGAUUGAUUUAACAUAAAGAUCAUUUUGGUUUACCUCUUUUGAUUAUAAAGAUUUUAAAAUAUGAUAUAUCAUCAAUAGAAGAUAAUAGAAAGUAUGUAAGUAAGCUAUUGUAAAAUGAUUAAUUGAUAAGUUUUUUUUAUCCAUAGAUGUUAAGAAAAUCAAGCAAAAGUUUAAAAUGUUUUGAUUAAGAAGAUUAAAAAAAUUAAAGAUCAAAUUCACCAGAAACAGAGGCAGCAUUUUCAUAGAAUAUGACUGUAGAUUAAUUUUUAACUUUGUUUUUUAGUGAUAAAUUGUAAGAUGAAAGAUAAUAAAUAAAAUUAACAUUAGAAAGAGCUUUAAUUCCAGUAGAAAGUGAAUAUAAGAGAUAAAUUAUGAAAUAUAAUAUGAAGAAACAAAAUCGACUUGCAAAAUUAUCAGAAUAAGAGCAAUUUGAGAAUUAAAGAGUAAGAUUAAAUGAAAAUAAUUUAGAUUUAAACUUCAAAUAAUGAUUGGGAAUUUAAGAUAUAAUCUCGUUUGAAAAAGAGUAAUGAUAGAUCUAAAUUGAGAAAUCAAAAGUAAUAAGAAUAAUUUGAAUAAUCAUUAGCAGAUGGAGAGAACUAAUGGUUUAAAUUGUGCUUAGGAUAAUGA